AUGCCGCUCAUUCUCGACGACAGCAAUCCCACGCCCUCGGGCACCGAUCCUACGGCCCAGGGCCCCUUCCGCGACGAGCAGGACCGGCGGCGGCGCGUCCACCACGAUGCUGACGUUGUCAUCAUCGGCGCAGGCGUCUUCGGCUCGGCCGCCGCCGUCGCCAUGGCGCGCCAGGGCCGCUCCGUCAUCCUGCUCGAGAAGUCGCUCAAGGAGCCCGACCGAAUUGUCGGCGAGCUGCUGCAGCCCGGCGGCGUGCAGGCUCUGCGCGAGCUUGGUCUCGAGCACUGCAUGAGCGGCAUCGACGCCAUCCCGUGUUUCGGCUACGACGUCGUCUAUUACGGCACCGGAGUGGGCAUUCCCUAUCCCAAGGAGGUGGUCAAGGAGGGCAAGGGCGAUGGCAAGAGGCCGCAGGGCAAAGGGUUCCACCACGGGAGGUUCAUACAGAAGUUGAGGGAGGCGGCCAUGAAGGAGCCGAACGUGACGGUCGUCGAGACUGAGGCGAAGGAUCUGGUGCGCAAUGGCUGGACCGGGCAGGUGCUGGGCGUCGAGUGCUCGACCAAGGGAGAGAAGGACUACUACUUCGGACACAUCACUCUUGUCGCUGACGGCUACGCGUCCAAAUUCCGCAAGUCGAACCACCCGCACCGCCCGGAGGUCCGCAGCAAGUUCUUCGCGCUCGAGCUGAUCGAUGCCGAGCUGCCCAUGCCUGGCCACGGCCACGUUAUCCUGACAGAGGGCCCGCCCGUCCUGCUCUACCAGAUUGGCACUCACGAGACGCGCGCCCUCAUCGACAUUCCGGACGGCCUGCCUUCGGCCUCGGUCAAGAACGGCGGCGUCAAGAACCACCUGGAGAACGUAGUGCUGCCGAGCCUGCCCAAGUGUGUGCAGCCGAGCUUCGAGGCCGCCAUGCGCGCAGGUAAGCUGCGCUCCAUGCCGAACUCGUUCCUGCCGCCCGCCACGAACCGCACUCCUGGUCUGGUCAUUGCAGGUGACGCGUUGAACAUGCGCCAUCCAUUGACGGGUGGCGGUAUGACCGUGGCCUUCAAUGAUGUUGUGCUACUGGCGGAGCUGCUGCACCCCAACAACGUCCCCAGCCUGGCGGACCACAGGCUCGUGCUCAAGCAGAUGAAGGCCUUCCACUGGCGCCGGAAGAACUGGGCCGCUGUCAUCAACAUCCUCGCGUUGGCACUGUACGCGCUGUUCGCCGCUGAUGACCCGAACCUGAAGGCCCUCCAACUCGGCUGCUUCCGCUACUUCCAGCGCGGCGGCAACUGCAUUGACGGUCCCGUUGGUCUCCUCGCCGGUAUUAUUCGCCAACCGCUCAUACUCUUCUACCACUUCUUUUCCGUCGCCGUUUACGCCAUCUGGAUCCGCGUUGCGGAAGCGCCGCUCGUACGGAAGCCCUGGGCGUUGGUCAGCAGCGUCGCUGUCUUCUGGACUGCCUGCAGAGUCAUCUUCCCCUACAUCUGGUGCGAAUUGCGGCCGUGA
Messenger RNA from Lasiodiplodia theobromae, 1488 nucleotides. Its product is annotated as Squalene epoxidase. The transcript has 3 exons. The coding region runs from base 1 to 1488 and encodes 495 amino acids. The record is from RefSeq and is a predicted model, not a curated record. Gene Ontology annotation, biological process: ergosterol biosynthetic process. NCBI's taxonomy places the organism in Eukaryota, Fungi, Ascomycota, Dothideomycetes, Botryosphaeriales, Botryosphaeriaceae. Gene Ontology annotation, cellular component: endoplasmic reticulum; membrane. Gene Ontology annotation, molecular function: flavin adenine dinucleotide binding; squalene monooxygenase activity.